GAUGAUCCAAAUUGCUUGGCUUCACAUUCUGCUUGGAUAGACUCUACUCUGGGAUUGGAGCUGCACCUGACUAUCACUGGAAGAACUUCUCACCUCCGGCCCUAUGUUUCUGUGGCUACUGCUUCUGAUGCUUUCUCCUGUUGGCAUCUGGUCAGACUGGCUAAGUAUCGAUAUGCCACGCUAUGCCUAUGAAGGAGACCAGGUUGUUGUGAGAUGCUCUGGAGAAGAAAAUAAUAAAAUAAAGAGACUUAUGUAUUAUAAGGAUGGAUCUCGGAUAUCUACUUACUACAGCACCUCAAGCUAUGUCAUUUCAAAUGCAAGACCCAGUGACAGUGGCUCCUAUUAUUGUAAAGCAGAUAGGAAAUUUUUCUUAUUUGUGGAUGUGACAGAAGAAACAAGAUCUACAUGGCUCACUGUCCAAGAACUGUUUCCAGCACCUGUUAUGACAGCCAGACCCCUGCUGCCCACUGAAGGGAACUCAGUGACCUUGUCUUGUGAUACUCAACUCCCUUCAGAUAGGUCAAAGACACAGCUCCAGUACUCCUUCUUCAGGGAUGGCCACACCCUGAGGACAAAAUGGAGCUCAUCAGAAUUUUGGAUCUCAGCAUUAUGGAAAGAAGACUCAGGAUAUUACUGGUGUGAGGCAAUGACAUCAUCUCACAGUGUCUCAAAGCGGAGUCAUCGAUCCUAUAUACAUGUGCAGAGAAUCCCUGUGUCUGGAGUAUUUAUGGAGACCCAGCCCCAAGAGGGGCAGGCAAUUGAAGGAAAGAUGCUGGUCUUUGUCUGCUCUGUGGUUGAAGGCACAGGAGAAAUCUCAUUCUCUUGGCACAGAGAAGACACAAGGGAAUGUCUGGGGAGGAAAACUGUGCGUUCUCAGAGAUCAGAGCUAGAGAUCCCUGUUAUCAGGGAAAGCCAUGCUGGUGGAUAUUACUGCACAGCUGACAAUAACCAUGGCCUCAUCCAGAGUGAGAUAGUGAACAUCACUGUGAGAAUUCCAGUGUCACAUCCUCUCCUCACUAUCAGUGUUCCUGGGAACCAGAUCUUUAUUGGGGACAUGGUGGAGCUUCACUGUGAAGACAAGAGAGCAUCUCCUCCUGUUCUAUAUUCAUUUUAUCAUGAAAAUAUCUCUAUUGGGAACAUCUCAGUGCCUUCUGGAGGAGGAGUGUCCUUCAAUCUAUCUCUGACUGCAGAGCAUAAUGGGAACUACUUCUGUGAGGCAAACAAUGGCCUGGUGGCCCAACGCAGUGAGAUGGUGGCACUCAACAUCACAGAGCCCCCAGUCAAAAUCCGCUUGAUGAAUGGUCUUCACCGCUGUGAAGGGAGAGUGGAAGUAGAAAAGAAUGGUCACUGGGGCACUGUGUGUGAUGAUGGCUGGGACAUGAAUGAGGUGACUGUGGUGUGCCGGGAGCUGGGCUGUGGAGCAGCCAAGCAUACACCUGCAGGAAUGUUAUAUCCACCUGUGGCCAAAGAGGACCAACCUGUGUUUAUUCAGGUAGCCAUGUGCAAUGGGACUGAAGACACACUGGCUGAAUGUGAGCAGGUUGAAACCUUUGACUGUGGGCAUGAUGAGGAUGCAGGUGCAGUAUGUGAAGGUGGGUAAUGGCAAGGGCUGGGGAAUAAGAAUGGGAUAACCCAGCUCUGUGGCCCUUCCCUCUCCUGCCAUGCCCAAUUCAUUUUAUGAUAUACCACUGUUUCUUUGUUCUUAAGAAAUGCCCAUUAUACUUUAGAAUGGAGUCAGGACAGCACCUUUUAUUAGGUUAGUCCAUGGUUAUAAUAAAAUGCUACCAAACCA
Phyllostomus discolor (pale spear-nosed bat) is the source of this 1792-nucleotide messenger RNA. Its product is annotated as Fc receptor-like protein 2. Lineage: Eukaryota; Metazoa; Chordata; Mammalia; Chiroptera; Phyllostomidae. The record is from RefSeq and is a predicted model, not a curated record. Gene Ontology annotation, molecular function: transmembrane signaling receptor activity. Gene Ontology annotation, cellular component: membrane. Gene Ontology annotation, biological process: cell surface receptor signaling pathway. The transcript has 7 exons. The coding region runs from base 104 to 1600 and encodes 498 amino acids.